This is a messenger RNA of Aspergillus terreus NIH2624, 1338 nucleotides long. RefSeq names its product squalene monooxygenase erg1 (gene erg1). Bases 1 to 1338 code for a protein of 445 amino acids. Gene Ontology annotation, cellular component: membrane; endoplasmic reticulum. The record is from RefSeq and is a predicted model, not a curated record. The transcript has 3 exons. Gene Ontology annotation, molecular function: squalene monooxygenase activity; flavin adenine dinucleotide binding. Gene Ontology annotation, biological process: ergosterol biosynthetic process. NCBI's taxonomy places the organism in Eukaryota, Fungi, Ascomycota, Eurotiomycetes, Eurotiales, Aspergillaceae.
AUGGCCACCGCUGUCGCUAAUGGCCAUGCAUCGAAGUCCGCGGAAGCGGCCAAACAACGCCGAUUACUUCACCAUGAAGCCGACGUGGUGAUUGUGGGCGCAGGAAUUCUGGGUUGUGCGCUCGCGGUCGCUCUAGGACGCCAGGGACGCAGCGUGCUGCUGUUGGAGCGGUCCAUGAAGGAGCCCGAUCGCAUUGUCGGAGAACUCUUGCAACCGGGGGGUGUUCAGGCCCUCGAACAAUUGGGUCUCGCAGAUUGUCUGGAGGGGAUCGACGCCAUCCCCGUGGAGGGCUACUAUGUCUCGUAUUUCGGCAAUGCGGUUUCGAUCCCCUACCCCAAGCCGACACCGUCGUCCCCCCGCCCGGAAGGCCGCUCCUUUCACCAUGGGCCGGUUCUUGGGGUGGAGUGCGUGACCGGCGAGGCGAAGGACUGCUAUUUCGGACACCUCACGGUCGUCGCCGACGGCUACGCUUCCAAAUUCCGCAAAGCGCACCACCCGCAUACCCCCAAGGUGCGCUCCAAGUUCUGGGGCCUCGAACUCAUCGACACCAAGCUCCCGAUGCCACUGCGAGGACACGUCCUCCUGAGCGACGAUGCGCCCAUCCUCCUGUACCAGAUCGGCACCCAUGAGACCCGCAUCCUCGUCGACAUCCCCGAAAACCUCCCCUCCGCGUCGGUCGAGAACGGCGGCGUCAAGAACCACCUGCGAACCGUCACCCUGUCGUCCCUCCCCGAAUCCGUGCGACCUGCGUUCCUAGCCGCCCUGGACAAAGGCGGCUUGCGCUCCAUGCCCAACUCCUACCUCCCCUCGGCGACGAACAAGACCCCCGGACUGGCCAUCUUGGGCGAUGCGCUCAACAUGCGACAUCCGUUGACCGGCGGUGGCAUGACGGUGGCAUUCAACGACGUCGUGGUUCUCCGCAACCUCCUCAGCCCCGAACAGGUGCCGAAUCUCGGGGACACGGACAAGGUCCUUCGCCAGCUGUCGAAGUUCCAUUGGCGGAGGAAGAACGGUUCGUCGGUCAUCAACACUCUCGCCCAGGCAUUGUACGCCCUUUUCGCUGCUGACGAUGCAAAUCUUCGCGCUCUCCAACGAGGCUGCUUCCGUUAUUUCGAGUUAGGCAUGAUCGACGGCCCAUGUGGUCUCCUGGCUGGGUUGAUCAAACGGCCGGCCGUCCUCUUCUUCCACUUCUUCAACGUCGCAUUCCUCGCCCUCUGGCUGAUCAUUCGCGAGGGUCCUCUGUACAAACUCCCGCUGUUGCUGCUUCGAUGCAUCACGACUUUCUGGACGGCGUGCGUCGUCAUCUUCCCAUACAUGUUGAUUGAAGCAUUCUGCUAA